Messenger RNA from Scaptodrosophila lebanonensis, 2691 nucleotides. RefSeq names its product ribonucleases P/MRP protein subunit POP1 (gene Pop1). Gene Ontology annotation, biological process: tRNA 5'-leader removal. The record is from RefSeq and is a predicted model, not a curated record. Gene Ontology annotation, cellular component: ribonuclease MRP complex; nucleolar ribonuclease P complex. Bases 23 to 2596 code for a protein of 857 amino acids. The transcript has 2 exons. NCBI's taxonomy places the organism in Eukaryota, Metazoa, Arthropoda, Insecta, Diptera, Drosophilidae.
UUUUUUUUUUUUUGUUUUAAAUAUGAGCAAUCAAAAACUUGAGUAUGAUGCCGCCUUGGGCGGGCGCGUUACACUGCCCACGCACAUACCUACAUAUCACUAUGCAGCCGGUGCUUUGCGGGAGAUCAAAAGUCUUAUUGCCGAUGCCCAACAAACGAGGAGCACUAAGCUAAUCUUCCAGUCGCUGCCAAAGCAUAUGCGGCGCCGAGCCAUGUCCCAUCAUCCAAAGCGCCUGCCGCGCAAAUAUCGUUCCGCCCAUAAGUCGCAAAUGGGGAAGUCGGGCAACACUGCUGCGAUCAAAAAACGACCCUCGCGUAAAUAUCGCCGUCGACCAAAAAAUCUGAUGCGUGAGUAUUUGCGCCGGCAGAGACGCCACAUAUGGCUGGAAACGCAUAUUUGGCAUGCGAAACGCUUUCACAUGGUCGAUCGCUGGGGCUACAAGCUGCCAUAUGCCAGUUGCGACAAAACUUACCGUGCUUGCUAUCGCGCCAGUGCCCAGCAUUGUUUGGUCCAAGACAUAUCCUUCUAUUGUUGCGUGGAGCUGCAGGGAAACAUCGAUUUGUUGUGCGCAGGCUUUGCACGUCUAACCAGUAGCGAGUGCGGACUCAGUAUUGGGGCCAAGACGUAUUUAAGUGGACGGCGCGAGGGAAGCAUUGAGUUGUUUCGUGAUGGAAAAUAUCCGGCCGGUGCACUGCAGCGCGCUAGUUUUAUGUGGCGGCCCAUCACCGACGUAAACAGUGACAAACGCACACUUUGGCUAUGGCUACAUCCCUGUGGCGCCACAACAACGAUUGAGGAACUGGUGCAGGUGUUUGACUUGAAGUCGACGAAACAUAAAAAAUUGCCACUCUCAGGCGAGAAACUAAGCACUGAAGACAACAAAGAACAACCAACAAAGGAAGAGACGAAAGAGAGCAAGCAGAGCAAUACUAAGGAGCAGCCACUGCGUUUUUGGACCCAAACUAAGGCGUUUGAGCUCAACCGGCAUUACGCCAAUGCCGAUGGCACGCUGGAGCUGCUCGUGCUCAAGAACAGCUUCAAUCGUUUCCGUCUGACCGGACCACGGUCCCAAGAAGUACUGGCAAACAGUUUGCGCGCCUACCAAAUUCGCGAAACCACCAACAGCAACGAGCCCGACCACUGGCUCUCGCAGCUGGAUAGCGAGCAGCGUCGCAUACAUGAAACCCAGGCGAACUACUGCAGAUCAGCGCUACGUUUGAACACACCUAGCGAGCUCCUUUCCAAUAUGGUCUUGGGGUUGAACAUUGUGGAUCCGCGACUGCAACGACCCAUAAAGCGAACCAAAGCCGGUGUUGUGGAAGCUGCGCCAAAAGGAAGCAAGCCUGCGCAACUGCUGAUGGACGCGCCCGCCUGUCUGCCCACGAGUGCGCUUUGGGACAAGGAGUUGCGUGAGCGCCUUGGCAAUAAAAUGCUCUCAAUCCAUGACUACUGCCAACUGCGCCAGAAACAUGCGGUUGUGCCCGGCAUGCCAUGCGCCUUUGAGCAAUCGAUGCAGCCGCUGCCGGUGCUGCUUGUACAGCGUCCGGGCUCACAACAGCCUCGCUACAAACGUCUGGGUUACGGCUGUGGUUGGGACAUAAUUGCACCUGCGCGCUAUGGCUUGGUGCUCUGGCUUACGCUCAUAAUGUGGGGUGCUAGGCCGGGCGGGUUGCGAGAAUUCGAUACCGUGGCUCGUGAGGCGGGGGCCGAGCUGCAUUUGCCGGACACAGUGGCGGGUGUGGAGCAAGCUGCUACGGCUGCUGCGGACCGUCGGGCGCGUUAUUUUCGCCUGCCACCAAACAAGCGUUGUAAUUAUCGAAAAUACGCCGUCGUCAGUCCGUUUAGUGCUCCUUUUGGGCAACUUGUGCGCGACUGGCGUCAGGAGACGGACGACAGCGCCAACCAGUUCUUUGUGCUGCGUCAGCGCGACCUGCUUCAACGGAUUGACACAAGCCUGCGACGAAAACAGAAGCUCCCCGGUCCUAAGGAAUUGCCCGCCGGAUGUCUGGUGCAGGUUCAGCUGCGUCUGUUGAGGCGUGGCAGUUUGCAUGAGAAUGCGAUUAUCUGUCUGCCCACCCGAGCCGAUCUCAAGCGCCGCCUAAAACAGCUCAAGCGAGACGACCAGGCUCCCGUGUACUGUGAACCGCCACUGCCCGAUCUGAACGAGCGACCACGCCGGGACCUGCGCCUGGCUCACAAGCGUUUGCUUAAACGCUUACGAGGGCGGCGUGUUCGCGAGAAACGUAAACUGCAGGAGACGAGCACACAACGUGUUCACAUACGAGCGGCAAAUACAGCGGCUCUUGUCCGAGAACAUUUUGCAGAGAUGUGUCGCCUUUGGCUACCCAUGGAGCCAGCUGCCACAACUAACAGCGUGCGUCGGCAAUGCACGCGUGAGGUCUUUGGGUACGUGACCAGUGCCAGCUUCAGCUUUACGGAGGCCACUGUCUGUGCCGUUGGUUAUGUGACGGCUGGGGGUUUGCGCCAACUACUCUCUGAUGGGCAGCAGUCACCGUUGUGCUUAGUUCGCGAUCCUGACAGUCGUGACUAUCGCUUUUCUAGCUUAAAAGUCAACCUGGAUGUCUCAAUGCCUUGAGCUUCAUUCUGAUACUAAAUUAGCUUUUAUAUCCAAGAUGUAUGUACAUAGUUAUAGUUACCAAAAUACAUUUUACAUUCGUAUACACAUGUAAA